This is a messenger RNA of Impatiens glandulifera, 1546 nucleotides long. Its product is annotated as protein TOO MANY MOUTHS. Gene Ontology annotation, cellular component: plasma membrane. Gene Ontology annotation, molecular function: protein binding. The record is from RefSeq and is a predicted model, not a curated record. The coding region runs from base 45 to 1523 and encodes 492 amino acids. The transcript has a single exon. NCBI's taxonomy places the organism in Eukaryota, Viridiplantae, Streptophyta, Magnoliopsida, Ericales, Balsaminaceae.
CUUCUAAAAAAACACAAAAGGCUCUCUAAUUUUAUAUUGGAGAAAUGAAUUCCUCCCUUUCAUUCCUACUACUACUACUACUCACCUUAUUAUUAUUACAUCUCAUGCCACCAACUUUCUCAUUAACCGUCGUCUCAUCAUCAUCGGACUUACUCGACGCACCCCAAACAGGUUUCUCAAACCUAGUCAAAACCGAUCCUCAUGAACAACAAGCAGUUUACGACAUCAUGAAAGCCACCGGAAAUUCCUGGGCAACCGACAUCCCCGACGUCUGCCGUGGACGUUGGCACGGCAUCGAAUGCAUGCCCGACAAAGACAACAUCUACCAUAUCGUUUCACUCUCAUUCGGAUCAUUGUCGGAAGACACUGCUUUUCCCGUUUGUGAUCCCACCCAUUCUUUCAUCUCAAAUUCCAUAACCAAACUAUCUCAUUUAAGGACCCUCUUCUUUUACCGUUGUCUCAACGACAAUCCUCAGCCAAUCCCAACUUUUCUAAGUCGUUUGGGACCCACUUUACGAACUCUGGUUUUGAGAGAUAACGGUCAUGUGGGGAAUAUUCCUAAAGAACUUGGUAAUUUGACACGUUUGGAGGUCUUGGAUCUUCAUAAUAACAAUCUCAACGGUUCGAUUCCUGAUUCAUUGAACCGGCUCACACGUUUGAGGUCGUUGGAUUUCAGUGCUAACAAGUUAACAGGCUUAAUCCCUUCCGGUCUAACUACUUCCCCUGUUUUGAACAUUUUGGAUCUUAACCAAAACCAUCUAUCCGGUUCGAUCCCAACUGCACUCGGAAGCUGUAUAUCACUGGCGAAGAUUGAUCUCAGUCGGAAUCGUCUCUCCGGGGAGAUACCCAAUGAAAUAUCCAACCUGAAAAGCCUUAAUCUUUUGGAUUUAGGCUAUAACUGUUUGUCCGGCCCAAUUCCAUCUUCUCUAAAGAACAUGAACUCACUUCAAGCACUAAUCCUCAAAGGCAACGCAAUGGAUUCUUCGACUAUACCCAACGAAAGUUUUGACGGUUUGAACAAUCUAGUAAUCUUGAUUCUCUCCGACAUGAGAUUACACGGUCCGAUCCCUGAAUCUUUGGGACGGUUACCGAGCCUUCGAGUUCUUCAUCUUGAUGGAAACUUCUUAAACGGGUCCAUCCCAAAAAGUUUCGCGGAUAUGGAUAGCCUGAGUGAGCUGAGGCUGAAUGAAAACCGGUUAACAGGGGCAAUUCCUUUUAGGAGAGAGCUGGUUUGGAGGAUGAGGAGGAAACUUAAGUUAGAAAAUAACUCGGGAUUGUGUUAUGGUGCGAGUGAGGGCACGGGAGACUAUGUGGAUGCGUCGUGGGAUUUAGGGAUCGGUAUUUGUGAGACGAUGAGAGGUGGGCCUGCGAGAACGGUGGAACAUGUUUUCGGGGGAGACGAAGAUAGAAGAACGGUAUUGUUUAAGUCGGAUGCUGGUAGUAUUGAUGGUGGGUUUUUUCUACUUGUUUCUUCUUUUGUUCAUUUGGUAGGAAUUUUCAUGUUUGUUCAAUGUUUAUUGUAGGAGAAAAGUUCAAUUAAUGUGUA